UUUUGAGUAUUCAAGAUGAAUCUUUUCUCUCGGAGACCUCUUUUUAAGAAGAGUUACUUGAGUGCUGUUAACAUUUCAAGACAAUAUAAUGUAACUGCUUCAUCUGAAGAAACAGUCAAUAGCUUCUUACAGAGUCAUGAUGAGCUCCAGCAAACAUACCUGAAGGAAGUUUGUAUCUUAGUGAAUGAAAAUGACAAAGUUCUUGGCUCAGCUUCAAAGAAAGACUGCCACCUUUUGUCCAACAUCAAUGGAGGCAUGCUACACCGGGCCUUCAGUGUCUUCCUGUUUAACAGUAAGAAUGAGCUUCUUCUUCAGCAACGCUCCAAUGCUAAAAUCACUUUUCCUGGAAUGUUCACUAAUACAUGCUGUAGUCAUCCAUUGAGUACAAAACUGGAAAUGGACGAGGAAAAAGCUAUGGGGGUAAAACGUGCGGCCCAACGCAAGCUGUUCCAUGAACUGGGCAUUACGCCUGACCAAAUACCUUUAAAUAUAUUUGAGUACAUUACCAGAAUCCAGUACUCGGCAUUGAACCAGCCCAAUGAUGGCAUAUUUGGUGAAAACGAGAUUGACUAUGUGUUGAUUGUGAAGAGAGAUGUGGAUGUUAGUUUGAACUACAACGAGGUGCAGAGUUACCGCUAUGUUGAUCAGGAGGGGAUGAAAGACCUGCUUGCUAAGGCCGAGAGCGGGCACAUCCUGCUAACACCCUGGUUCACUAUGAUCUGUAAGGAGUUCUUGUUUAAAUGGUGGGCAAAUCUUAAAAAAACUACAGACUUUGUUGAUCAUAAGAACAUUCAUAAGUUGUCACAGUGAUAACUAGUUCUAUUCAUUGGUGUUAACUGCUUAGUAUGUAACAGGAUAUGUGUUUUUGUGUUGUUUUUUAUUAUUAUUAACCUGUUUGCAGCCAAAAUACUUAAAAAUGACCAGUUUUACUAUUUUGUUAAAAUUCCCCAAAUAUAAAAAAAUACAAUAAAAAAAACAAUACCAGGGAAUUUCCUCAUACAUCUCAUCGAAGUCCUCGUUUUAUAGUGAUAUUUUUGUUAAUAUAAAAUAUGAUUGUGAUUUUGUUUCUGAAAUAUUCAAUAUAGACUUAGCUUUAGACUGGUCAUUUGUGUUUUGUGUUUGUUUCAAGUGAAAACUGUGUAUAAUGUAACAACUAACAAGCAUAUUUCAAAAUAAACCAACAAUCCAUAAUUUA
Mya arenaria is the source of this 1195-nucleotide messenger RNA. RefSeq names its product isopentenyl-diphosphate Delta-isomerase 1-like. The record is from RefSeq and is a predicted model, not a curated record. The transcript has a single exon. Bases 16 to 810 code for a protein of 264 amino acids. Gene Ontology annotation, biological process: isoprenoid biosynthetic process; isopentenyl diphosphate biosynthetic process. Gene Ontology annotation, cellular component: cytoplasm. Gene Ontology annotation, molecular function: isopentenyl-diphosphate delta-isomerase activity. NCBI's taxonomy places the organism in Eukaryota, Metazoa, Mollusca, Bivalvia, Myida, Myidae.